CCCACUGUGCGCUCUCGCGAAUGCAGCUGUCAAAAAACAUGUGUUUUUUUGAUGCCGCCGCGCGCAGAAAAAAAUCCUUCUUUCGCAAUUGUCAAGUGUUGUGCAGGCCGAAAAAUACAAACGAGUGUAUAAAAGUUAAAUUUCAGUUUUAACCCACCCGUACAACACAAUGGCACCGGACAAGAAGCAGAAAGGCCGCAACAAGAAAAGCAUCCCGGUCACGAAGAAGGAUGACAAAAAAAUUGCGAACGGUGGUUCGAAUGGUGAUGCCGCUACCGCCGAUAUGACGGAGGAGGAGGCACUAUGUGCGAAGCUGGAUGAGGAGGCACGGAUCAAUGCGGAAGCCCGUGCCUGUACCGGUUCGCUGGCCGUGCAUCCCCGUUCGCGUGACAUCAAGUUUUCCAACUUCUCGAUCACGUUCUUCGGCUGCGAGCUGCUGCAGGACACGAUGCUCGAGUUGAACUGUGGCCGACGGUACGGUUUGCUCGGCUCCAACGGGUGCGGCAAAUCGUCUCUGCUGUCCGUGCUGGGCAAUCGCGAAGUGGCCAUCCCGGACCACAUCGACAUAUUUCAUCUGACGCGUGAAAUACCGGCCAGCUCGAAAAGCGCCAUCCAGUGCGUGAUGGAGGUGGACGAGGAGCGUAUCAAGCUGGAGAAGAUGGCCGAUGCGCUCGUCGACCAGGAAGACGAUGAGGCGCAGGAACAGCUGAUGGACAUUUACGAUCGGUUGGAUGAAAUGUCGGCCGAUCAGGCGGAAGCGAAAGCGUCCCGCAUUCUGCACGGUUUGGGCUUCAGCAAGGAGAUGCAGCAAAAGGCGGCGAAAGACUUUUCCGGUGGUUGGCGGAUGCGUAUCGCACUCGCUAGGGCACUGUACGUGAAGCCGCAUCUGCUCCUGCUGGACGAACCGACCAACCAUCUCGAUCUGGACGCGUGCGUCUGGUUGGAGGAGGAGCUGAAGACGUACAAGCGCAUCCUGGUGAUUAUCUCACACUCGCAGGACUUCCUGAACGGUGUGUGCACGAACAUCAUCCACAUGACGCAGAAACGGCUGAAGUACUACACCGGUAACUACGAGCAGUUUGUCAAGACCCGGCUUGAGCUGCUCGAGAAUCAGAUGAAGCAGUACAACUGGGAGCAGGAUCAGAUCGCACACAUGAAGAACUACAUCGCCCGGUUCGGGCACGGUUCGGCCAAGCUCGCCCGGCAGGCCCAAUCGAAGGAAAAGACGCUCGCCAAGAUGGUGGCACAGGGACUGACCGAGAAGGCGGUGGACGAGAAGCAGCUCAACUUUUGUUUCCCCUCGUGCGGUACGAUUCCGCCGCCGGUGAUUAUGGUGCAAAACGUUAGCUUCCGGUACAACGACACGACGCCGUACAUCUACAAAAAUCUCGAGUUCGGUAUCGAUCUGGACACGCGGCUUGCCCUGGUCGGACCGAAUGGUGCGGGCAAGAGUACGCUGCUGAAGCUGCUGUACGGUGAUCUGGUACCGACGGCCGGUAUGAUCCGCAAAAAUUCACAUCUACGCAUUGCCCGGUACCAUCAGCAUCUGCACGAGUUGCUCGACAUGGACGCUAGCCCGCUGGAUUACAUGCUGAAAAGCUUCCCGGAGGUAGUGGAGCGGGAGGAAAUGAGGAAGAUUAUCGGUCGGUACGGGUUGACCGGGCGCCAGCAGGUAUGCCCGAUCCGUCAGCUGUCCGAUGGUCAACGGUGCCGCGUAGUGUUUGCGUAUCUGGCGUGGAAAAAGCCACAUCUGCUGCUGCUGGACGAACCGACGAAUCAUUUGGAUAUGGAAACGAUCGAUGCCUUAGCGGAAGCGAUUAACGACUUCGAGGGCGGGCUGGUGCUCGUUAGUCACGACUUCCGGCUGAUCAAUCAGGUGGCGGAGGAGAUUUGGGUGUGCGAGAAGGGCACGGUCACCAAGUGGAACGGUAACAUUCUUGACUACAAGGAGCAUCUGAAGAAGAACAUCGCCAAGGAGGCACGCAUCAACAAUGGACCGGCCAAGUGA
Messenger RNA from Anopheles maculipalpis, 2008 nucleotides. RefSeq names its product ATP-binding cassette sub-family F member 2. Gene Ontology annotation, molecular function: ATP binding; ATP hydrolysis activity. The transcript has 3 exons. Lineage: Eukaryota; Metazoa; Arthropoda; Insecta; Diptera; Culicidae. The coding region runs from base 170 to 2008 and encodes 612 amino acids. The record is from RefSeq and is a predicted model, not a curated record.